Plasmodium vivax (malaria parasite P. vivax) is the source of this 2283-nucleotide messenger RNA. RefSeq lists its product as hypothetical. Gene Ontology annotation, molecular function: zinc ion binding. Bases 1 to 2283 code for a protein of 760 amino acids. The transcript is spliced from 2 exons. The record is from RefSeq and is a predicted model, not a curated record. Lineage: Eukaryota; Apicomplexa; Aconoidasida; Haemosporida; Plasmodiidae.
AUGGAUUAUACGGACGAGUCCAGUGAAGAUAUACAUUCCCAAAGCGGGAGCUCUUCUGACGGGUCAGAGGAGCAGAGUGCGGAGUGCACGGAAGGGGAGGACGAAUCAGGGAAGGAGGAACCAGGGAAGAACGAGUCAGGGACGGAGUUGCGUGCGGCCGACAGGAAGAAAACGUACCGAUGCGCUAGCUGCGGAAGAGCCGUGGAGGAUGUCCUGAUUUUCUCGUGCAAACAUUUAAUCUGCCUAAUUUGCGCCAGCGAGCAGCUCCACAAAAAGUACGAGAAAUGCAUGAAGAUAUGUUCGGAGGAAGAAGAAAAGACGAAGACGUCUCGAAAUCACAAGAUAAGCGAAUGUUUUUUAAACCCCAAGGGAGUAGCCAACGCAAUAGAUAAUGACAAACUGAGUGAAUUAUUCAAAAAAGAGAAAAUAGGUUACAUCACAUGCUACAUAUGUGAUGUUAAGAAUAAACUUACCCUAGACACGAUUGAGUUGUUAACAAAGGUUGGGUUAUUUUCCCAUGACGUUUUGAAUGUCCACAAAUUUUUUUUCAAUUCGACCACAAAUGGGGAAUGUCCGAAUGGGAAAAUUAGUGAAGACCAUAUUAAAAAAAGGAGUGUCCAAUUUAACGAUACGCUAAACAGCGAUGUUGUUAAAAAUGAAAAUUUGAAAAAGCUUCUAGUCUCAAGUAGCAUGUACAGAUAUUUAGACGAGCAUACAGAUGAUAUGACUAAAUAUUCGUACAUAUGUAACGUCUGCUCGUUGAACGAAGCGGUGAUGUACUGCAAUGACUGUGUGGAGUACCUGUGCAAAGAGUGUUGCGGGAGCAUUCAUGAAGAGGAUAUUAUAAAUAAGGUAAAUUUUACGGAUAAGAAAAGCCACGAUUAUUACCAAAUUAAUAAGAAAGGGAUACAUCUUAAAAAAAUUGUAAAAUCGCCAAAAAAAUUCCUCAACAUAACGAAGGAAGACAUCGAAAUAUUACACGACUCGGAUGGAGAUAGCUCGCAAAAUAAAUUCCAAGACGAAAAUUUACGCGAAAAAAAAUUUGGAGAUAAUUACCCCAAGACGAUUUACAAAGUGUACGAUGAUGAUCACUCCGAUUUUGACAACUACGAUGAGAACCACUUUUAUGAGAGAAAGAAGAAGCUUAUUGAUAGGGAAGACACGAAGAAAAAGAGGAUCCACAUUUCGAAGAAGCUGGGUGAACUGGUGGAGCACAUGAAAAAUGGAAGCAGCUACGACAGUGAGAAUUCAUCCGCCAGGGGGACCACAGGGUCAGUCGGUCCCCCGGUAAGCGGCAAGCAUCGUUUGAACGCGAAAGGGAAAGCCAAACGCGGGAAGAAUCGCGCGUGCAACCCUGUACGGAGUAAGAAGAAGGACCAAACGGGGGAAGCUGCGGGAGGGGAAGGAGGAAUAUGCCUUCUGUCGAACAGCACCGCAUCCCAUGUUGAUGUCAGCUCCAGUGAGAGUUCCAUCUGCUCGGCCAACAAUUCCGAAAGGGAAAUAUGCAUAACAGAUAUAAGCAAGGGAGCACACAAAAUUGACAGCAAUGUUAUCCUGAACGAUGAAAGUGUAAACAGUAAAAAUUUCACAACGAUCGAGAAUAUCAGAUGCAGCCAGCAUUAUAAUUACCCCAUUCAAUAUUUCUGCCACACAUGUUGUAACAAAUGCUUCUGCUCCGAAUGUGCAAUUAACGGAGUACACACAAGUGACUGUAACAUUGAAAAUAUAAACACGGCAUUCAUAACGGUAUUAAAUAAUUACUUAAUAAAAUGGAACGAAAUUAUAAAUGAGCUUAUGAAUGACCUGAAUAGGAAUUUUUAUGAAUCUCUCGAAGAUAUCAAAAACGACUGGUCCCUUACCCUAAGCGAAUGCUACUACGAUUUGAACAGCAAAAUAGGCUACAUCAGUAAUAACCUCUCAAAGAAGGAGAAAGAAAUUUUCGAUCAAUUGGAUCUGUACAUGAAUACAUUUAAGAGGGAAAACAUAAACUACAUCGAGCUGCUAAACUGUAAAUAUGAUGAGAUUGAAAAAACGAUUAACAUCAUUAGGGAUAAUAAGUUUCAAAAUAACCCAAUCGAGAUGAUAAAAUUUUAUAGGGAGAAUAUUAACGCCAUUGAUAGGACCAUUUUGGUGAAUAAUGACUUUAAGCCUAUAGAGGAUUUGUCAAAAAUUCGGCAAAGCAAAAUAUUUUAUAUGGAUUUGUACGCCUCGCAGAUUGUCAGUUAUAUGCGGUAUUUGCAGGCCUUUCUGAAGCCGAGCGGCCCCGGCUUGCCGUCUCCCUAG